AGGACAAGCUGGAGCCCACUGGGCUGGACUGGAACCCGAGUCAGCUCUCACUUUUGAUGAAGUGGGGGUCCUGCAAAAGCUCACUGGUGGCCUUUGUCACCGAGCUGAAAACAGCCCCGGCCGGGUGUGUGAAAAGUGCAGGGGGAUCCAGGGGAAGGUAGCAGUUGCAGGCCCAACUGCUGCCCCAUCACCAAGUGGGUCCCCAGCAGACACCAAAAUGCCUGCCCCUCCCUCACAGGCAUCACCACAAACUGACCACUACUUCACUUCCGCCUUCCGGACCUUGCCCAGAAAUCUCUCCUGUGGCACAUCUAACGGGAAAUGUACGGAGAUGGAAAGUCUGGAAAAUGUAGGUCACCUAGCCCCCUUGACGUGUUACAAAGCCACAACCACUGGCUUCCCAUUUUGAGAUGAGGGGAAAGAGGGCUCUGGCCUCCGGGCUUGUACAAGUUAACCUGUGCGGCGGUGGUCAUGAGGAGCUGGACGUCUGGAGUUCUCUUUCCUUUGGAGCAGGAAAAAUCACUCGCAAAGAUAGGGAGCCAAAUUGAUCCGUCGGCUUAGAGAUGGACAUGCUAAAGGACCUUACGUCCAUGCAGUUUGAAUAUGGGAUUGAAGAGGAAGACCGCUGCUGGCUGUAUUUGCAGGGUCGUUAUCAGGGGCGGAUGAUCGAGGCCUGUGCCCACGCAACCUUCUUCUGCAAGGUUCUCCAUAAUAUGAGAGAAUCAAUACGUAAGUGGCAGAUGUCCAGAUAUCGCUCCAUUGGAUCGCAUGCCACUGUUCCUAAAGAUGAGUUAAAGGUGGGCAUCAUUGGAGGCGGCCACCUUGGGAAGCAACUGGCUCAAGUACUGCUUGAUCUUGUCCCCAUCCCUCCUGAGAGGCUGUGGAUCUCCACUCGGAGGCCAGAGGCCCUGGAGGAGUUGCAGAACCUGGGGGUCCGGUGCUUUUACCAUAAUGCCUAUCUGGUGGGCUGGGCCGAUGUGAUAUUCCUCUGCUGCCUGCCAUCUCAGCUGCCUAAUAUCUGCGCAGAAAUAAACACCAGCUUUAAAAAAGACAGCAUUGUGUACAGCUUUGUAGCUGCCAUCCCAAUACCCAGGUUGAAAAGGCUGCUGGACCACACCAGUAUCUUGCGGCCUCACUAUCAAUGUGUUGAAGGUUUUGCUAAUAUCUGGCAGUCCAACAGGGAAAUCACAGCUGCUCUCCAAGAUCCUGAGAUUCUUCAGGCUACCUGCCCCUACAACCCUGCUGGCGGGAUAAUCCUCAAUAUCAAGUGGUUGGAAGGAGUGUUCUACGCAGCCUUGAACACCUGCACAGCAAAGGACUUGCCCCACCCACUAACACUGCAGCUUAUAAAUGAGCUGUUCCUCUCUGUGCACACCAAUGACUGUGGGGAACGUAAAGAAUCGUGCCCAAAACUCCAAUUACAAGACUUUGUCAGCCAGGUCUAUGCCAAGGGCCUGACUCAGAGAAGGCCUCUACCCUGGUUUGAUCUGGCUUCUGUGCAACUCAGGGAAACUCCCUUUACCAGGAAGCUCUUAACCUGUACUAGUCUCCAGGACCACAUUAUCCAUUUCUACUGUAAUGAAUUUGGCCUCUCCUUUACCAAAGAACAACAGCCAAUGGUUUCCAGAAACUGUCUGUUCUAAUAAGAGAAGAUACCUCAGGACUCAGGAUUCUUUCUCUCACUACAAUGGUCAUAUUCAGAUCAUCACAACUGACAGUGGGGACUCAUGGGACUGUUUGCAAAAGUUAGGCAAUCAGGAAUUAGAAAAUGGUACUGAUGGCUCUUUAUAAUAUAGAUUAAAAUGAGAGGUCCUUUACAUUGGUAUAUGUGUGUAUCUGUGAAACUACAUAACCCAACACACUUAAGUAAGCUGCUUCCCCAUGAGAGCCUUGCUAAUACAAAUUAUCUCUCUUCUAAAAGCUGAAUUUAAGAAGGUAUAAUGUCAUUAUUAGCUUCUUUUCCUGUAGUGGUAUAUAGCUGACAAAUGAUACAGCUUCACUUUCCUACCAUUUUAGAUAGAGAAGAAAAAUGUGUGGUAAACAACUUAACUGUGACUCAUUUCAUGCUUAUUUUAGCUAUAUGUGACUUGGUACUAUCUUAUUUAAAAAGCUAUUCCCAUUUAAAGCAUUUUUAACCAUACAAACAUUUUUUUAAAUAGCUGGCAUUUUUAUUAAGUGGCUAAAAGUACUUUUGUAAAAUAGAGACCUUAUUUCUAUAGUGCAAGUUUAUUUCCUUUAUGUUGUAAAUACUUUAUGCCAAUUAUAACACAGCAGGAAAGAGCAGCAGUGACCACUAAGUGGAGAAAGAGGAACAAAACCUUGUGUGCCAACUGCUAAAGUGCUUUUGAACAAAGCCAUUCGCUCCAUAAGUAAACCACCAUGGCCCUACCUUAAUCAUUCACACUUUUCUUUUCUUCAUAAUUAUGACUUAGGCAAAUUCAAUGGUAUUGAAUGAUUUGAGAUAAAAAUGUUAGUCCAAUUUAAGGAAAAUCAGGCUCAUCACUAAAUAUAUAUGUUUUUAAAAUGUAUUUUUAUUGAUUUCAGAGAGGAAGGGAGAGGGAGAGAGUGAUAGAAACAUCAAUGAUGAUAGAGAAUCAUUGAUUGCCUGCCUCCUACAUGCCCCACACU
Myotis myotis is the source of this 2628-nucleotide messenger RNA. RefSeq names its product NADP dependent oxidoreductase domain containing 1 (gene NOXRED1). NCBI's taxonomy places the organism in Eukaryota, Metazoa, Chordata, Mammalia, Chiroptera, Vespertilionidae. The record is from RefSeq and is a predicted model, not a curated record. Bases 564 to 1643 code for a protein of 359 amino acids. The transcript is spliced from 7 exons. Gene Ontology annotation, molecular function: pyrroline-5-carboxylate reductase activity. Gene Ontology annotation, biological process: L-proline biosynthetic process.